GACCAGAUAAAUUUCAGAAUAUUCAACCAUGUAUUGUGUCUCGAUAAUAUUUUUUUCACUUUGCAUCUUGAGAAUGAUAUUCGCAGAUCAGUCGCUCUUAUAUCUAGAUGAGAUUCGCAGUUUGAGCGAAUUGCCGAUGGACAAACUGAUUCGAAUAAAAUCUUCUUUUGGAAGUGGAAAUGGCAUUACUAAUGAAAACGAGAACGAGAACGAAGAAAUCGCGUCCAGUAGAACAAUACCGGUGACACUGCCAAUGGCUUUGCCACUAAAAAGAAGUAAUAAUAAUAAGAAACCUAUACGCCGAUACGAGGACCAUUAUGAUGAGAAGGGCAAAGACACGAAAAUCUCAAAGAUCUUUCAGCUAGCAGUAACCGCGCUCUCGUUUCUCGCAUUUGGUGGCUACCUUCUCACGCUUAUAAUAUCGGCAAUUAGGCGCAAUAAUGGAAACAAUGGAACCAAUGGAAAUAACGUUCUUAUAUUUUCGAAUUUGCAAACUGCGCAAAAAUAUAAUCGUCCCAAACGAAAUAUUUUAAUAUUUGAUCCGAUGGAAAAUAACUUUGAAACGGACAAGCUCUACGAGGGAAUGAUUAUGCUUUCAAGAAGUUAUGCCUUGUACAAUUAAACAAAAUAUGAAUAGAAUAAGUCGUACGAAUGCGCUCUUUUUCUCUAUUUCGCUUUCUUUCUAAUCUUAUAAUUAUUAUUACACAAAUAA
Molecule: messenger RNA, 712 nt
Organism: Ooceraea biroi (clonal raider ant)
Lineage: Eukaryota; Metazoa; Arthropoda; Insecta; Hymenoptera; Formicidae
Source: RefSeq, a predicted model, not a curated record